Aspergillus glaucus CBS 516.65 is the source of this 1317-nucleotide messenger RNA. Its product is annotated as NUDIX hydrolase. Gene Ontology annotation, molecular function: coenzyme A diphosphatase activity. The transcript has 2 exons. NCBI's taxonomy places the organism in Eukaryota, Fungi, Ascomycota, Eurotiomycetes, Eurotiales, Aspergillaceae. The record is from RefSeq and is a predicted model, not a curated record. Bases 1 to 1317 code for a protein of 438 amino acids.
AUGACGGAGACCACUUCGCUGUCCAGUUCUCUUCAAAAUGUGUUGACUGACCUUUAUCAAAAUCCUUAUCCGCAUGUUCCCAACCCGCCAUUGUGCAAGAAACGUGCCUCCGUGGCCCUGAUCCUGCGAGUCCGCCCUACAUACAACCAUUGGCCAAACACACCUUCUCCGUCACGGACUGAUGGCUCCUCGGUCAAAGAACAAUUAGAUACGUUUUUUUCUCAGGAUUGGGUUCAACAUGGUGACCCAGAAGUUCUGUUCAUCAAGCGGGCAUCGCGUGUGGGAGAUCGUUGGACGGGCCAUGUCGCACUUCCUGGGGGGAAACGAGACCCUGAGGAUGUGGAUGAUAAGGCUGCUGCAGUCAGAGAGGCAUGGGAAGAGAUAGGCCUGGACUUGACGACAGAUGACUGUAUUCAUGUGGGAAAUCUGCCGGAACGGGUUGUCACUAUGAGCUGGGGGACUGUGCCGUUGAUGGUCUUGUGUCCCUUUAUCUUCGUGCUGACACGACCCGAAUUCCCUACCCUCAAUCUACAACCAACAGAAGUCGCUUCGACUCAUUGGGUACCGCUCAGGGCUCUCUUAUCAUCAUCGCUACGCACGAUUGAAUAUGUGGAUAUGUCUCAACGCCUAGCGAAUCAGGGCGGGUUCAUUACUCGCCUUGGAUUCAGAUCUCUUGUUGGCAUGAUGCAAUUCUCUGCUAUCCAAUUGAAGCCAACUGAGAGUUUGUAUUGCAACUCGACACCAGGGUUCAUACCUGAAGAUAGCCAGAUGAGUCAGUCUCUGUUUCAAAGGUGGAAAUCUUGGUGCGUGAGCAGUCAAGUGGGCUCAAAUGAUCACGGACGCCCGCUUCUACUAUGGGGUCUCACCCUGGGUAUUUUGGCGGACUUUCUUGAUAUGCUCCCUCCACAUACUGCCGUACAGCUAUGGAACUAUCCGACAUUUACCCCUCCUGACCUACGGUUGAUUGUGAAGCUAGUUACUCACAGCUUGAGAGAACAUAACAUGCUCCAAGUGAAGUCUGGAGCACGGCCUAGCAACACAGCAAUGGAUAGCCAAACUGCCGCAGUGGCGGUGACGGACAAAGCGCACCAUCACGACCAUAGUGAAGUUGGGAUUGGUGGACUCGGGGUGGGAAGAUGCUAUGGGCCUUCGGACAAGGACCCCGACGGCAGAACCUACGCCGUUGGGAUCAUGCUCCGAGGAUACUAUGACCGACUCCGGGUUGCAUUGUAUGUCUUCUUGGGUUGGAGGAUAGCCAUUGGCUCGACGGCGGCGGUUUAUGCGUGGAAGCUAUGGCGGAAUCGAGAAUUGCUCUAG